CGAAACGGUCAUGUUCCUUGGUGAUACUCCCUUCUAGUCUUUUUUUUUUUCCUCCCCUUUCUUUCCUUCACUCUAUUACUUUUCCUUCUUUUUUUUUUUUUAUUACAAAAGAUGCAACCUCAUGUUAUUCUAUUAAUACUAUUACUUUCUUUAUGGACUUACCAUUGUUAUGCAGCCUCACAAUGUCUUAGUUUGAAUACGUCAUUGGUAUGCUCAGCUUUUCAAGGAUACAGUGUAGAUAUAUGGACCGGACCAAUAUGGAUACGAAAUAGUACAACGAUUGAAAAUGUAGAUACUCGACUAGAUGCUUAUUCGAAACAACAGCAGUGGCCAAAAGAGAUGCCUUGGUGCCUCUCAACGACAACAAAAGUAAUGACAACGGCAACACCGGCACCUUAUCCGAGGUAUGCAAAUACUAUAUUAUGUGCUCAGUUGAUACAGGAGUCACCUGCUUGUAAUCCAGCCCCCUCUUCUCCCGUGCUAUGUGAUGAUACUUGUACUGGUUUUAUCAAGUCAAUCAACACUUCGUUCUGUCCUACUGUGAAUCAAACAAGUUUUAACCAACAUUGUCAAUCUGGAUCAUCCUCUUCUUCAAACUACAUAUCUGGAAAUUCGAUCUGUAUCAAAGGUGACAUCAACGAAAUACAAUAUUGUGGUUGGAAAAAGAAAAGUGAUGUUUGUGCAUCCUGUCAAGUCAAUCAAGAAGAUCCAUGUUGUACGACAAUGCUAUCUAAGUGUCCUACCUUUGAACAAUCUCGACAGGUCAUUGGUGCUAUCCUUGGUUCUGUGAUCGCAUGCUUCAUUAUUUUGGGAUGUGGGUUUUAUGGUUGGUAUAGAAAGGCUAAUAAGAAGAAUGAUGGUGAUGAUGAAACGAAGGUCGACAAUAAAUCCAGUGGGUUGGUACAGCAUUUAUCAAUGGAUGGCAACACCAGUGAAAGUACUCUUAUUGGACGAUACUCUAUCGAAUCGGACAAGAAACACGAAUACAAUAAUAAUGAUAGUGAUGAUGAACAACCACUUUCUUAUACAUUAGCCAAACGACAUGAAGAUGAUCAUUGUUUCUACGAAGCUAUCUAUGUCAAUGUUCCCCGACGACCAUUUGAUAUUGUAUUGAACAAAGGGGAUCUUAUUCAUCUACACUGUUAUACGGAUGAAGACUGGGGUAUUGGGUAUAAUUUGACAACUGGACAACAAGGAAGUUUCCCGAUGAUAUGCAUUCGUACUCUAACUCUGGAUCAAGCAUGGAAAAGGAUUGAUGAACAACCUUUGGAAAAACAACAAAUGAUACUUAAACACCGUGUCUGUUACUUUAUAUCAUCCAAUGAACAAGAACUUGAUUACAAUGGUGAUGACGACGAUGGCAACGAUGAUGAUGAUGAUGAUGAUGAUGAAACAACCUCACCUACAACUCCACCUAUUCACAACAAUAUGAUCAUCACUAAAAAAUAGAAUAGAAUAAAAACAGCAAAAGAAAAUACCAACCUUUGAUUCCCUUUGUUUUUUUUACAACAUGCUCUGCAAACAACAGCGUGGAUUUGAUUUUUUUUUUUUUACCCUUAGUUACUUGAUUAGUAAAUUUACUUAAUACACUUUAUUGAUAUACAUAUUUAUACAUAUUUGAUUCUACUGUAUUUUGAAAUAAAGUAAUAAAAAAAAAAAGGUUAUUCC
Molecule: messenger RNA, 1668 nt
Organism: Halteromyces radiatus
Lineage: Eukaryota; Fungi; Mucoromycota; Mucoromycetes; Mucorales; Cunninghamellaceae
Exons: 2
Coding region: 112-1449 (445 amino acids)
Molecular function (GO): protein binding
Source: RefSeq, a predicted model, not a curated record